Molecule: messenger RNA, 1626 nt
Organism: Ambispora leptoticha
Lineage: Eukaryota; Fungi; Glomeromycota; Glomeromycetes; Archaeosporales; Ambisporaceae
Source: the annotation of a GenBank genome assembly
AUGCUUUCGCAAAUUUUGAAAAUUACAAAGCGAAGCGGGUUUCCAGCCUCUAUUCACAAAUUCAAGAGUUUUUCGUGUGAUUUUUCUACUUCGAGACUUGCACUCGCAGCAGUUAAUAGCAAAAAUGAAGUGCCAAGCACGAAGUUGUAUAUUAAUGGAGAAUUCAUCGAAUCAAGUACUGAUAGAUGGAUUCCCUUGUAUAAUCCGGCGACAAAUGACAUGAUAACAAAGGUACCUGAAACUACCACGGAAGAAUUAAAAGCGGCAGCAGAAACUGCAGCAGAGGCAUUUAAAACUUGGCGUAAAACAUCAGUUCUAACAAGACAACGAGCAAUGCUAGAUCUUCAACUUUUGAUCCGUCAGAACAUGGAUAAAUUAGCUCGAUCAAUCACCGAAGAACAAGGAAAGACAUUUGCUGAUGCGAAAGGAGAUGUCCUCCGAGGUUUACAAGUCGUCGAAAAUGCUUGUGGUAUUCCUUCUUCGUUACUGGGUGAAACAUUGGAGGUAUCCACAGAUAUGGAUACGUUUACCAUUCGUCAACCUCUUGGCGUCACUGCUGGUAUUUGUCCAUUCAAUUUCCCGGCUAUGAUUCCGUUAUGGAUGUUUCCCUUAUCGAUUGCAGCUGGCAAUACAAUGAUUAUUAAGCCGUCAGAACGUGAUCCGGGUGCUAUGAUGUUACUUGCUGAGUUGGCUGCAGAAGCUGGUAUACCGAAAGGUGUCCUUAAUGUUGUUCAUGGAUCUGUUGAUGCUGUUAAUUUUAUUUGUGAUAAUGAGCAUAUAAAAGCCAUUUCAUUUGUUGGUAGUGAUGCUGCUGGUAAAUAUAUCCAUGCACGUGGUUCUGCCAACGGUAAGAGAGUACAGGCAAAUCUUGGCGCCAAGAAUCAUGGCGUAAUUUUACCUGACGCUAAUAAGAAUCACACAUUAAAUCAACUUGCUGGCGCUGCGUUUGGAGCUGCUGGGCAACGAUGCAUGGCUUUAUCUACUAUAGUAUUUGUCGGCGAAACACAAGAAUGGUUGCAAGAUUUAGUAGAACGCGCGAAAAAACUAAAAGUCACUGGUGGAUUUGAACCUGAUGCUGAUCUAGGACCGUUGAUUAGUCCGCAAGCGAAAGAACGCGUCGAAAGAUUAAUACAAAGUGGUGUUGAUCAAGGAGCUAAACUUCUUUUGGACGGUCGUAACCCUACCGUACCUGAAAAAUACAAAAAGGGAAAUUUUGUCGGCCCUACCAUAUUAGCGAAUGUCGAGACUCACAUGGAAUGUUACAAGGAAGAAAUAUUUGGUCCUGUACUUGUUUGCCUAUCAGUUGACACUCUAGAUGAAGCGAUUGAAUUGAUUAACAAAAAUCCAUAUGGCAACGGAACGGCAAUCUUCACAAAUAGUGGAAGUAGCGCGCGUUACUUUAGCCUGAAUAUUGAUGUUGGGCAAGUUGGAGUUAACAUCCCUAUUCCGGUUCCACUCCCCAUGUUUUCAUUCACCGGAAGCCGUGGGUCGAUACAAGGAGACGUGAACUUUUAUGGUAAAUCUGGAUUACAAUUCUAUACUCAAACGAAAACUGUCACUUCAUUAUGGAGGAAGGAAGAUGUUAUGAGUAACCGAGCCGCUGUUAAUAUGCCAACGAUGCGAUAA